AUGUUUCAAGACUAUGAAUGGAACGAAAGUUUAGGAAACUGUACAAGAUGUAAGCCGGGUAUUUAUGGAAUCAAUUGUAACAGAACUUGUUCAUAUCCUCAUUUUGGUUAUGGUUGCCAACAAAUAUGUAACUGUUCUAAAGAAGUAUGUGAUUUUGCAAAAGGUUGUUCAAAGGACGACACAACAAAUGAAGUUUACGCGAAAGAUGGUGUGAGGGACUACAGAGCUACUCCUUUCAACAUCUCGUUUUCAAUUACGAUAGACAAUAUAGGUAAUCCGACUCUUGAUAUAGAAAGACCUAGAGGUGAUGUUUUCCUGGAACGGUUUAGAACCUGGUUUAACACACAUAGCAUGUCCAUAACGAUGAUUUGCAUAGUUGGUUUAGUUUUGAUAGCUUUGCUGAUUAUUUGUAUACGCAAAAUGAUACACAAAAGACAUUCACAAAAGCAUAGUUAUCAAUGUCCAAAUGACAGAUUAUCAGAACCAGUUCAUUAUGAAGUGAUCUCAAAUGUAGUAGUUUAAUACAAUGAAAAGCGCUUUGCUUUUUUUGAAAUCUCAGCAUAAAAAAGUAAAAUUGGUUUAGUGCUAAAGAAUGGACACGGCAAGAGGCAAAAUCGGUCCUGUAACCAACACUAAUAAAAUUUAAUACGAGAUACCUUGACAAUUUGCUGGUUGUAAAACAGUUUGUUUUUUAUGUGAAUAUCUUUAAUUGUUUUCAUUUUAUAGUCCCUCAAACAUAGCGUCGUUUAUAGUAUUCCGAUGACGUUAUGACGUUCGUUCAGAAUUAAUAUUGACAUCAUAAAUGACUUUAAGGAAAACAAUAGUUAUCAUUAUCGGCUUCUUUAUUUAUUU
Magallana angulata is the source of this 852-nucleotide messenger RNA. Its product is annotated as multiple epidermal growth factor-like domains protein 10. Gene Ontology annotation, molecular function: scavenger receptor activity. The record is from RefSeq and is a predicted model, not a curated record. Bases 1 to 522 code for a protein of 173 amino acids. The transcript has 4 exons. Lineage: Eukaryota; Metazoa; Mollusca; Bivalvia; Ostreida; Ostreidae.